Messenger RNA from Musca domestica (house fly), 2881 nucleotides. RefSeq lists its product as uncharacterized. Bases 124 to 2547 code for a protein of 807 amino acids. Lineage: Eukaryota; Metazoa; Arthropoda; Insecta; Diptera; Muscidae. The transcript is spliced from 5 exons. The record is from RefSeq and is a predicted model, not a curated record.
AAUUGACUCGCCUCUGCUGUUUACUACAAAAUUGUUUAUGUAUUUUUAUUUUCUUCUGCUAAAGCCGUCAACAAUACAAUUUUCAAUCAUAAAAUUAAAAAUAACUGAAAAGCAUUGACCAAAAUGCUACACCAAGAGAGUGAAAGUUCUGGUGGUAGACCCCGGCACACAUAUUGGCGUGGAUUUAUACGAAUUUCCGACAGAGGAAAAAGUGUAGCUCAGUGCAUGAAAUGCAGGAGUCUUAUCAAGAAUACUGCAGUCGCAAGGAUGUCGGCUCAUCGGAAAAAGUGUCCAAUAGAUAUGGAUGACAGUAUGGGAGCCUACGAAGGUCAAUGGGAUGAACAAGCAAAUACUCAGAAUUCCCAGCCAGUAAAAUCAAAGAAAGUAGCAAAUAAAGACUUAAAUGAGAGCGAAUCUACGAAAGCUCUUGGCGGUGGCAGACCAAAUCACAAAUUUUGGUGUGGCUAUACUAAAGUAUCACUAAAUGGAAGAACUUCAGCCCGAUGUAUUAAAUGUAAGAAUCUAUUUAGAAAUACGUCAUCCUCUCGAAUGGGAGCACAUUUGCAGAAGUGUCAGCUGAAUCUUUAUCAAACAAUAUGUGCUAAUGGCGAUCAUCACUUGUCGCAAGAGCCAAUAAUUGAUAAUGAACAAUCUCUAGCGGAUACAAAAUCUGAUUUGAACGUGAUGCGUACGUUUGAAUCACCCCAUGAAAUUGAUGGAGAUGACACCACUGGCGAUAGAAAUAAGUUAAAGCACCGAUAUUGGGAUGGCUUUACACGAAUUUAUGAAAAUGGAAAAACCGUAGCGCAAUGUUGUAAAUGUGAGCAGUUCAUAAGAAAUACUGCCUAUGUCAGAUUGAAGGCUCAUCGGAAGAAAUGUCAGGAUGGCGGUGACGUAUCAAUGAACGAAGACGAGAACAAGCCACUGGAAUCAGCAGAAACUGAAGAUUUCCACAAUAUUCUGUCAGCGUCUUCCUCUUCCUCCUCACCACCCGAACCUGCAAUUUUUUUCGACAUUGAUAAGUUUACGUCAAGCCCUUUGAAAACAGAGAAGUUGACAAAAGCAGAAAAAACGAAACUCGAUACACUACUGGCAAAAUUUUUCAUUGCCUCUAGUGUACCUUUUGCUGCUAUCGAUAGUAAAUUCUUUAAAGAUUUUUGUGGAGAACUACAGGCGUCAUAUAUCCCACCAAGUAAAAGUCACCUGGUCGGUCCUCUGCUAGAGAAAUUACACAAGGAACAAAUGGAUAAUAAUGCUACAUUUAUGCACACAAUUUCCAGUGCUGUUUUACUAAUUGAUGAGUGGAAAAUUCAAGGAGGAGAUAUAACAAAUAUUACGGUUUUGUUGCACAACUGGGGUCACCGGGUUCACCUUGAAUCAUUUGAUAUUUCUGAUUGUGAUACAACUCUUCCAAGUGUGCUCGACGAAACUAUAAGACGAUGUAAGGAUCAAGUCAAUGAAACUUAUAAAGUUGACAUUUUCGCCGUUGUGAUAAAUACCGAGUGCAAUAACGAACCAUUAGUCUUAAAUAGCGAUUUAAUGCAGAGUACAUGCAAUGCAAAAAUUGGAGAAUUGCUUGUUAAAGAUAUUAUUAAAAAGUAUUGUGGUAUUUCUACAGAUAAUCGCAUAAAUCAGCCAUGUGUUCCACGUCAUAAUAAAAAUAAAGGUGUUGGUACACUUGAUAAUUUGUAUAGCAUUCUCAGUGAAUUCAAAAGACCCCAUUUAGAGAAAAAGUUAUGUUAUCUUGGUGGAACUAAAGCAAAAUUACCAUGUGAUACUGCCAGGAGCAGUGAGCGGGACUGUCUUUCAUGGUUUCGCGAAAAUCUUUCCAGAAUGAAGGAAAUUGCCGCCGAAGUAGAUAAUCAAAGAGUAUCAAUCGUGAAAACGGAAAUCAACCAAUUACUUCAUAAUGAUAACUUCAUACAAUCCGUUGUAAAUUUACAUGAUCUAUUAAAUCCUGUUGCUGUACUUUUAAAAAAUUGUAAAAAAUCAAUUAAUUCAAUUGCUGAUGCGUCAGAGGAAUGGCUAGAUCUUCUUGCCGAUGCUUCAAAGGAGUUGCAUGAUAUAGCAAGUAAACGAUGUGAAGAAAGCAAUGUAUUCAAUAAAUAUGCACUAAGUGCAAAUUUUUUACAUCCUCUGUAUCGGGGUGCCCAAUUGUCUAGCGAACAAAUGACAGUAGUUGAAAAUUUUAUGCAUGAACGAUUGGAUCGAGAUGGCUUGUUGUCAUUUGCCGAGUACAAAAAAUCAACUGGAAUAUUUGAACUCCUUACUGCAAAGACAACACAACCUGAUAUAUUUUGGAAUAUGGCGAAAAAUCAACAUAGCUCAUUGGCAUCAUUCGCCCUAAAAAUAUUAAUGAUACCGGCAUCAACGGCACAAAUAAAACAUAUUGUAUCCAAUGCCAGUUGUGAUUUAAGAAAUCAAUUCAAUUCAGAACGUUCAAAAAAAUUGCUAGAAGUUUAUCUCUCACUUAAACUGAAUGAUCAAUGUGGUGAGAUUUAUUCAAAUAUUGAUGGCGGAACUGAUUCAUCUGAUGAUAGCUUAUAAAUUUAUGAUUUUUACACAUAUAUACUUUACAUUUAGUAUUAUUGGUUAGGGAUUUAGUUUAUAUUAAAUGUAUUUAACUUAUACAGUACCUUAAGUGUAAAAAAAAAACUAUUAUGAUAAUGUUUUAGUAUUAGUUGUCAUACUAAUAGCGAUUUUAUAAUAUAUCAAAUACUUUUGAAAAAUGUUUGAUCUAUCCACGAUAACUUUUUCAUUUAUCUUACAUACCAUUUACUUUUGGAAUUAUUUUGCCAAUGUAUGUUGCAGAGGAAUAUGAUAAGCCACUAAAAAUACAAAAAGUUAGAACAAAAUUAAAAAGGUAAUGUACCAAAAAGAA